AUGUGUUGUCACUUCCCUGGAGUACUGCUCCAAAACUUCUCAUCUCCCGAGCCGACAUCAACCCCUACACUUCUGGCUUUGCCUACGCUGGCGGCUACUACCACUCCUUCUGUCCUCAGCUUGUGCCGAAAGCAAAAGUCUGCAGGUGAUGCCAGUGGUGCAAGACAUGUCCAUCCACGUAUGGAAUUACCAGCUCAAAGCAUCACGAUGGCCGAGCUGUUCGAUGGCAAGGUUCAUAGUCCUGAGCCUUUGCCUGCACCUAGUAUUGCUAUAGGCAUGGACUUUAUCGACCUGACGUCUGAUGGCUCCAUGGUCGGAGGCUCUUCCGGGCCUUCUUCAAGCCGCAGUUCAACAAGGAGGAGGAAGGCAUCGAGCUUGCCGAUGGACUUCAUUGACCUGUCAUCAGAGGACUCGGGCAAGUACAGCUGCUGCCUUAAACUCCAGCCUGAGGUUAUUGACUUGACCUAUCUUGAGAGCGAUGAGGAUUAA
Punctularia strigosozonata HHB-11173 SS5 is the source of this 489-nucleotide messenger RNA. RefSeq lists its product as uncharacterized. The coding region runs from base 1 to 489 and encodes 162 amino acids. Lineage: Eukaryota; Fungi; Basidiomycota; Agaricomycetes; Corticiales; Punctulariaceae. The record is from RefSeq and is a predicted model, not a curated record. The transcript has a single exon.